Messenger RNA from Neurospora crassa OR74A, 2693 nucleotides. RefSeq names its product signal recognition particle protein. The coding region runs from base 421 to 2313 and encodes 630 amino acids. The transcript is spliced from 4 exons. Gene Ontology annotation, biological process: SRP-dependent cotranslational protein targeting to membrane. The record is from RefSeq and is a predicted model, not a curated record. Gene Ontology annotation, cellular component: signal recognition particle, endoplasmic reticulum targeting. Lineage: Eukaryota; Fungi; Ascomycota; Sordariomycetes; Sordariales; Sordariaceae. Gene Ontology annotation, molecular function: endoplasmic reticulum signal sequence receptor activity; 7S RNA binding; signal recognition particle binding.
CGUCCAUGCAGAGGCGGCCGUGUGAGCUCUCCUGGUCCGGUGGAUCCCUUAGGUACACUAUAGCUGUUCCAUGCUGGCCAGGUCACUAUGGCUUCCAUCCAUCUCAUGCGGGGCAAUUGGGGACAACACGGGCAAGUAACAUACGGUGCUCCAUUAGAGAGAGCUGCCCACGCCCCACACUUUCCAGGUUCAACCUCGACGUCGAGACUCAACAAGCCGCCAGACGUACAAGGAGGCCGUCUCCAACUGCUCUUUACACCUAUACCACCACGGCUUUGAUCGAAGCUACCUGCCCUACGCCCAGUUGCGCAACGGGUGCUUCAUAGCUUAACACUUUUCUGUAGGACCCUCUAGUUGCGACCGGAGCGCAUCACCUUACUUACACACACACACUACACAUAUUCAACCUCAACAAACACCAUGGAUAUCACAAAGUUCGUGGUAUCUCACCGGGAGAACGCCCUCCUCUACGGUGACUAUGCGACGUAUCGUGCCCAACUCUCCAGGAAGCUUCUUAACUCCCGCAAGAAGCUCAACAUUGCGACCAAGAGCCGAGGCAAAUUCCACCCCAAGGCCCAGAUUACCGCUGAGCAAAUCUCGGACAACCAUGAAUACCUCCACCUUGCGCUUCUCACGGCCGAGCGCACAUGGGCUCAUGCCAUGUCCAUGAAGGCUUCGCAUGCUGCUGACACCAAGGGCAUGACCGGCAAGACCAGGUCACAUAUUGUUUCUAGACUCGAAAAGGGUGCCCGCACCGCCGAGAAGCUCGCAGAUGUGCUUUCCCAGGACGCAGUCAGCGGCGCCAACCCCAACGACAUCCUCGAAGCCCGCGCCUACGCCGCCUUGCUCAGGGGUGCCGCCAACUUUGAGAAGCAGAGCUGGGAGGAUUGUAUCGUCAGCUACGCCGUUGCCCGCAUGAUCUACAGUGCUCUCUCGACCUCCACCAAGGGUGACAUCUACAAAGACCUCCUCACCGAUACCAUCGACCCGUCGAUCCGCUAUGCUGCGUACCAGGCCAAGAUUCCCCGUACGCAACCGAUUCCUUCGAUUGCCAAAAAGGCGUUCGCCAAAGCCGACGAUGACUUGGUGGACCGUGUCAAGGCUGUCAACCCUAGUGUUUUGGAGCAGGGCGAUGUGACCAUGACGGGCGUUACUGGCGCUGAGGGAGCACCAACUACCAUCACAUGGCGCUCACGGGAGGUCAAGAUUGAGGACGCUUCUAUUGCCGUCGCCUGGGCUUCGGUUCAAACAGCAAAGGCCAAGCUGACCGAGAGGCUAUCCUCUGCCAGCUCGCUGGCACCCAAGGACAAGGCCGCCGCUUACGAUGACAUUCUGGCCGCAACCCAGGAUGCUGUCGAUGCGACAAAGCAGGCCAUUGACGAGCUCCGGGGAGAAGGUGUCACACAGAGCGAUCCUCGCAUGCAGAGCUUGCAGAUCACAAGGACAGCCGUCAAUUUUGAGAUGAUCAGCUGGCGGAUUGGCCGUAACAGGGUGCUCGCUGGCGAGCUUGACGGUGCGCGCGCCACCUUUGAUGACCUGUCUAAGAGAGGAAAGAAGGCUCAGGAAGCUGAGCAGGCGUCCGAGAGGCCCAAGGAGGAAGCUCCUGGCCGUCAGAUUGCCAAGCUAAAAGAGAAGGUGGUUCUGUAUGACGGCACUCUUCAGAGUCUGGAGACCAUCACAGAGCUGCCUGGUGUUGCGAACGACCAGGAGCUCUUCACUCGUCUGCAAGCCACUACGCAGUAUUUUACUGCUCUCAAGUCCCUAGCAAUCGCCCGCUCCCACUCCCUAGCCCACAACGACGCCAACGCUCUCGCCCUCAUCCGCCACGCCCUCACCCAAACCGAGUCCGCGCUGCCCAUCCUUUCUUCCACCUCCUCCUCCGAGGAAUCCUCGCCAGCCCGCAACAUCGUCGUCUCUGCCGCCGACGUCCAGACUCUGCACUCCCUCCUCAACGGCGAGCUCCAGCGUGCCCGCGCCCUGGUGGAGAUUAGCGAGCACAACAAGAACAAGAAGCCUUCUAGUGGAAGCAGCAGCAGCAAUGGAAAACCUCUAAUCGGCCAACUAGCCAAUUACCCCUCCAGCGGCCAGGUCAACCUGGAGAACAUUGUUGUUUAUCCGCCCCGCUUGGAAGCCAUCCCUGUUAAGCCUAUUUUCUUGGAUGUGGCGUGGAACUAUAUUGAUUAUCCUGAGAAGAUUGCUGCUGGCGGGGACAAGAAGCAGCAGCAGCGGCAAAGGACUGAGGAGGUUCAGGAGGAGCAGACUCAAGAGGAAGAGAAGCCCAAGAAGAGGGGAUGGUUUGGGUUUGGCCGGUAGAGAACUGUCAUUGGGGGGGGGGGGGGGGGGCGGUGUACGAGAUGUGUUUUGGAAGUAGCGAUGUUUGGUUGAAAAUAUAAUGACGGCUGUUGUAUGUUUAGAACCAAAACAGACGGUCUGCUCGUGAACAUGUUGCAAGCAAUUGAGGUUGGGUAUCAUGCCGCUAUGACCAUGUUUACCUACGUUAUGUACUAUCCACCCAGCGACAACCUGGAAGCUAUGACCUCGGUCGUUGGCAUGACGUAUAUACCACUAAAGGUAGUUACCGGCGUACCGAAUGCCUCAUUGUAUCCGAAUGUUUCAAGUUUGAUAUUGUAUGGUUGACUUUGAUAUGUACAUAUGUUGAGUACAUCUGCAUUCAAGCUGACUUUUGACUUGGG